GGGGGGGGGAAAUUGAGAAAGAAAGAGAAGGAAAGAUCACUGACGAGAGUAGUGACCAGAUUUCCGAUGCCGUUCUCGACGCUUGCCUGGCUGAGGAUCCCCUUUCCAAGGUAUGAGAGGAUCGAUCUACCCCUCCUAGGCCGAAACCCCCCCCCUGGCCAGGGGGUGCAGAGCGUGCAGUAUCUAAUAGGUGGCUUUUAUGCAGGUCGCUUGCGAGACUGCCACCAAGACUGGUAUGGUCAUGGUCUUCGGUGAGAUCACCACCAAGGCCAAGCUGGACUACCAGAAGAUCAUCCGUGGUGCCGUCCAGGAGAUCGGCUAUGACCACUCGGACAAGGGUUUUGACUACAAGACCCUGAACGUCCUGGUCGCCAUUGAGCAGCAGUCGCCCGAUAUCGCCCAGGGUCUGCACUACGACGAGGCUUUGGAGAAGCUCGGUGCCGGUGACCAGGGUAUCAUGUUCGGCUAUGCCACCGACGAGACCCCGGAGCUGCUGCCCCUUACCGUGCUCUUCUCCCACAAGCUCAACCGCGCCAUGACGGAUGCCCGCAAGGACGGCACCAUCCCCUGGCUGCGCCCCGACACCAAGACCCAGGUCACCAUCGAGUAUGCCCACGACAACGGCGCCGUCAAGCCCCUGCGUGUCGACACCAUCGUCAUCUCCGCCCAGCACAGCGAUGACAUUUCCACCGAGGAAAUCCGCAAGCAGCUCAAGGAGAAGGUCAUCCAGAAGGUCAUCCCCGCCGAGCUGCUCGAUGACCGCACUGUCUACCACCUCCAGCCCUCGGGCCGCUUCGUCAUCGGUGGCCCCCAGGGUGAUGCUGGCCUGACCGGCCGCAAGAUCAUCGUCGACACCUACGGUGGCUGGGGUGCCCACGGUGGUGGUGCCUUCUCUGGCAAGGACUACUCCAAGGUCGACCGCUCCGCCGCCUACGUCGCCCGCUGGAUCGCCAAGUCCCUGGUCAACGCCAAGCUCGCCCGCCGCGCGCUGGUCCAGCUCUCGUACGCCAUCGGUGUUGCCGAGCCCCUCUCCAUCUUCGUCGAGACCUACGGCACCUCCUCCAAGUCCUCGGAUGAGCUCGUCCAGAUCAUCCGCAACAACUUCGACCUCCGCCCUGGUGUCAUUGUCCGUGAGCUUGACCUGGCCAAGCCCAUCUACUACCAGACUGCCAAGAACGGUCACUUCACUGACCAGAGCUUCUCCUGGGAGAAGCCCAAGGCUCUCAAGUUCUAAGCGCCUGAGAGUCCCCCUUGAUUUCACGAAUGUGAUGAAUUUGCUUUGUUUUCAACAACUCAAGGCAUGGAUAUAGACCUCACAAAAGCUUUGGAUCGAUUUCAUUUCUUUGCAUCACCGCCCGCUCCGCAGAGGGGCGUUGCAGGAAGCCUAAAUUCAACAUGAUACCACUUAUAUCGGAUGGGAAUGGAUGUUCGGCGUUUUUCUUUUUUAAUAUCUCUUUCCUUUCAAACUCUUCAACACCUCCGCCUAUGGCAUAGAUGAUAUUGUUCUAGAUCUCUAGUUCUAUCUAUCUAUCUAGCCCAUCUGCUCGCCGUUAUCCGUCGAGUAUGCAGUCACUCCGGUGAUCUGCCACAGGCUCAUAGUACAUAAUUCAUAUUAUUGAGCAGAC
Messenger RNA from Penicilliopsis zonata CBS 506.65, 1625 nucleotides. RefSeq lists its product as hypothetical. The transcript has 2 exons. Gene Ontology annotation, cellular component: cytosol. Gene Ontology annotation, molecular function: methionine adenosyltransferase activity; ATP binding. The record is from RefSeq and is a predicted model, not a curated record. Lineage: Eukaryota; Fungi; Ascomycota; Eurotiomycetes; Eurotiales; Aspergillaceae. Gene Ontology annotation, biological process: S-adenosylmethionine biosynthetic process. Bases 200 to 1234 code for a protein of 344 amino acids.